UUCGGUUGUUUGGUGAAAGUUCGGCUCGAACUCGAGCGACCACGUCAACAGCUGAGAGAAAAUGGCUGCGAAUGCUCUGAAUAUGAAGACGUGUUGACAAAGUUUCGGGUGGAAAUGAACUAGUGUUAAAGAAAAACAGUGGUUCACUGACAUCGUCUUUCAUUGUGCCUUUUGAAAGUUAUUGCUAAUAGCACUAAGGCACAACUUCCCUCAGCUGGGUGUUUUAUAUAAAUAUAAAUAAAGUAAAAGUUUUGUUUAAUUCCGUUAUUAUAUUUCAAUGUUUUUUGUGAUUUUUUUUGGAAGGCGAUGUUUUUUAAUAGUUAGAGGGGAAAAGCAAACUAAAGUUUCUGGAUUUGUUUAAAUAUAAACUUGAAGAAUGGCGAUUUGGUCUGAAGCGCUUCUGGAGCUGCUGCUUUUCCUCGCGCUGUGGCUGCGCGUGCAGGGCGGCGCGCCGGAGCGGGACGUGAGUCCGGAGGCUUGGCUUCAACAGUAUGGGUACCUUCCUCCAGGUGACCUUCAUAAACACACACCCCGAUCACCCCAAUCCAUUUCUUCUGCUAUUAUUGCAAUGCAAAGAUUAUACGGCCUAAAUGUCACUGGAAAUUUGGACUCUGACACACUGAAGGCAAUGAAGAGGCCUCGCUGUGGAGUUCCAGAUAAGUUUGGAGCAGAGCUAAAGAGCAGCUUGAGAAAGAAAAGAUAUGCUAUCCAGGGACUGAAAUGGAAAAAGAAGGAGAUCACAUUCUGCAUACAGAAUUACACACCUAAGAUCGGAGAGUAUGAAACCUAUGAGGCAAUCAGAAAAGCUUUCAAAGUGUGGGAGAGUGUAACCCCUUUACAAUUCCGAGAGAUCCCUUACAGCUACAUUAGGGACAAGACUACUGACUUUGCAGACAUUAUGAUCUUCUUUGCUGAGGGUUUUCAUGAUGAUGCCAGUCCAUUUGAUGGUGAGGGUGGGUUUUUAGCACAUGCCUAUUUUCCUGGAAAUGGCAUAGGAGGAGACACACACUUUGAUGCUGCAGAGCCCUGGACAAUUGGAAACAGAGACUUGUGGGGUAAUGAUGUUUUCCUGGUGGCUGUACAUGAGCUGGGUCAUGCAUUGGGUAUGGAGCACUCUAAUGACCCCUCUGCCAUCAUGGCACCUUUCUACCAAUGGAUGGACACAGAAAACUUUGAACUUCCAGACGACGAUCGCCGGGGCAUUCAGCAGCUUUAUGGUCCAAACCCUAGGGGAAAUCCUAGACCUUCAGUUAGCCCCCACCCCCCUUACCAUAUCCCUCAUCCCAGUGACACCCCACGCAAACCAGAAGUACCUCACUAUGGCCCUGAUAUCUGUAAAGGUCACUUUGACACAAUUGCUAUUUUGAGAGGAGAAAUGUUUAUAUUCAAGAAUAAAUGGUUAUGGCGUGUCCGUAAUCACCGGGUUAUGGAAAACUAUCCAGUGCCAAUUGGACAUGUCUGGAGAGGUCUACCUACAUCAAUUGAUGCUGCCUAUGAGAGAGAGGAUGGCAAAUUUGUUUUUUUCAAAGGUGACCGACAUUGGGUAUUUUCUGAAGCAAAUUUGGAGCCAGGUUACCCAAAGACACUGAGAGCGAUGGGCAGAGGUCUCCCUCAGGACAGAAUUGAUGCGGCCCUUUUUUAUACACCCACAGGCAAAACCUACUUCUUUAGAGGAAAUAAAUAUUAUCGAUACAAUGAAGAGCAACGAUCAGUAGACCCGGAUUAUCCUAAACCCAGCAGCAAGUGGCAGGGUAUCCCUGACAACAUCGAAGCAGCUUUCAUGAGCCGAGACCAAAGUUACACAUAUUUCUACAAAGCUAAUAAAUACUGGAAGUUCAGCAACCAACUAAUGAGAGUGGAACCCGGUUACCCAAAGUUUGCCUUAAGUGACUGGGUCGAUUGUCCAGAAGAGGACCCUAAAACAGAUGAAGGUCGGGCAGGUGGUGGAACUGAUGUCAAUGACCAAGACAAAGAGAAUACUGAAGAAGAAGAAAAAUAUGAGAAGACAGAAGUGAUUGUCAUUGAGGUGGACAGCACGUCUGAUGAUGAAGGAGGAAUGGCAGCAGUAGUGGUGCCACUUAUUUUGCUGGUGUGUUUAAUUUGCACUUUGGGAGCCUUGCUCUUUUUCCGCAAAUAUGGCACUCCACGUCAUCUGCUCUACUGUCAGCGUUCCCUACUAGACAAGGUGUAGAGUUAUGGGGAGGAGAGGAGGCUGAAGAUAAAGGUACAGAAAGCACAGUAUAUAUUACAUUAUUCCUUUGCUUUAAGUUGUUAACCUUAGAAAUUGUAGUUGAUGUUUUUGAUCUCAGUUUUGCAAAAUAUGAUUUUAAAAAAUGGUAGGGCUUUUUUCCGUUUAUGAAAACUUGGAUAAACAUUAGACCAUUUUCUCUGGUCACAAGAGCCUUUUUACUCAAAACCUUAGACCUUUGGUAGAGUGCAAGUACUUGACAGUGGACCACCCCAAAUUUUAAUUGUGAUUAAUUUUGAGCUCAUGAUCAUGACUAAAUGAGGGAAAAUGAAAAGUUCAAGUGUACAUGCUUAGUGAUGUUAUUUCACAUACAAAGUUUAUCACUAUGUGUUACAGCUUCCUAAUCAAUGUGAUUUUUUUUUUGCACACAACAUGCAGAACCUAUAAUUUCCUUAAUUUAACACUGUGUUAAAGAUAUUAUUUAAUCACAAUUCUUAAAGGCCACAAGAUCAAAAACUUUAUUAUACGGCAUAUUUGUAGAUUUGAAAUCCCUAAUUUAUUAUUUUCAUUCAUUAUAAAGGGUUUUAGACACAAAACUUUAGACACAAUUUCAAAUUACCGAAGCAAAAAUACAGUCCAGUGUAGUCUAUUAACAUUACCUUAUUUUAUAAAAACCUAAGAAUGCAUAAUAUCCUGUUAUAUUCAGUACAUUCAGAUUAAACAAAACUACACCAAACCCUAUAAUGACAAAGCAAUGGUGAUCUCCAUUAUUCCUGAAUGGAAGACAUUUUGGAAUACCAGGACUAUUCCUAAACCUGUCUACCUACACAAACUGAGCAAAACAGGGUGAUGGGUCAGAAAGGUGACCAAGAUUCUAUUAGUCACGUGUUCACUCAUGGUUCAGCCUCAAAGAUCAUGUGUGGAGAUAGGAGAAACUUGCGGAAGAUUAAUAAUCACUGCAACACUUCACCGUAUGAGUGGCCAAACUGAUGCAUCUCCUUAUUACAAAACACACGAAGGCCUUUAGAAUUUAGACAUUAGAAUUUUUAGCUUUCAUGUGUCUUGCACUGAGGAAAGACUUCAGUCUAUGAGGAGAGGCUGAAAAUUAAACAAAAGCCAGAACAAUGCCAAUGGAUUAGUUUCUUAAUUAUUAGUUAAUUAUAGAUUGUUUUUAAUAUUAAUUAUCAUUGUCAUUAUUAAAUCUUGGAUCAAUGAAUGUCAUACUAAUUCUUGGGAAUCAUUGAGAAAUCAACAGUGCAUUAGAAUUAUCAUUAAUAUUAUAUGUUAUAUGUAUGUGUGCCUAUAUAUGUAAGGAAUAAUCCAUGACUAGGUGUGUUACACAAUUUUAAUGGCACGGAGGUUAAUAAAAUCAAGUAAUGUGUACCUGGCAGUGGCUCGUCGCACUUAUACCAUGCACAAUUGCCAGUAUUUACAAGUUAAAGCUGGUAUCAAUGUUAAAUCUAGAAUCCUGCCCAGUCUAAAUCACAUACAUAAUGUAGUGUGAUGAAAUUAAAUUCAAUUGAAUGUCUUUUAAUACUUAGGUAGACAGAGAUUUUGCACGUGUGAGUACUUGUGUUUUGUUACAUUUCUUAUUUUACCGUCAUCUCCUCCAGUUCUUAAAAUUAGUUCUCUAUUUUUUUUCAAAACUGCCAUAUUCACUGUGAGUUAAAUGUAAAUAUAUAGUACAAGUCAAAAGUUUGGAUGCACCUCCUAAAGUGUUUUUUUCUUUAUUUUUAUUAUUUCCAACAUUGUUACAUUAAUACUGAAGACAAAACUUUGAAAGAACAUACAAUAUAUAGAAUUAUGUAGUAAACACAAACUUGUUAAAUAACGCAGAAUAUGUUUUAUACUUUUGAUUCUUCCACAUUUUGCUUUGAUGAGAGCUUUGCACACUCUUGGCAUUCUCUUGGUCAGUCUCAUGAGUCUUGAAUCAUGAAUCUUGUUCCAACUCAACCCAAACCAUUUCGUCUGAUGCAAAGCUCUUACAUGAACUAGAGGUGUGUUUGGGGAUAUUGUCCUGUUGGAAAACAAAGAUGGUCCCAGUAAGUGCAAACCAGAUUGGAUGGCAUGUCGCUGUUAAAUGCUUUGGUAGCCAUGCUGGUUAAGUGUGUUCAUAAUUUUGAAUAAAGCAAACAAUAUAAGUCCCUAGCAAAGCUCCCCUACACCAUCACACCUCCUCCUCCUCCAUGUUUCACAGUGUGAACCAAAUAUUUAGGAACUGUCCAUUCACCCUUUGUACAUCUAAAAAGGACAUGGUGGCUAGAAGCAAAAAUCUCAAAUUUGACUUAUCAGACCAAAGGACAGUAUUCCACUGAUCUAAUGCCUAUUCCUUGUGUUUCUUGACCAACACAAGUAUCUUCUGCUUGUUGUUCUUCGUUUAUUUGAUAUGUCUGCCACUUAUACUUCAAAAAGCAUUAAUGUAAAUCACUGGUUUCUGAGACUGGUAAUUCUAAACAUAUUCUUUGCAGCAGAGGUAGCUCUUGGUUUUUCAUUCCUGUUACGGCCCAUGAGAGUCUGUUGCAUCAUAGCAUUUGAUAGUUUUUGAGAAAGCACUUGAACAUUUAACUGGGUUUUAAUAUGUUCUUGAGAUUUUCGUGUUGACUGACCUUCAUUUCUUAAAGUAAUAAUACUAAGUAAUACUAGUAAUAAACUGUUUUUUCUUUUUACUUAAAUGAGUGUUUCUUGCCAUAAUAUGCAUUUGUACAGCAGUUGACUCUGUACUCACCCUUUCCUUUGUACAAGACAACUGAUGGUCUAAAGCCAUCAAGGAGGCAAGAAAUAAAAUAAAUGAACUCUUGACAAGACACAUCUGUAAAUUAAAAACCAUUCCAGGUGAAUACCUGGUGAAUCUAAUGAGAGUGUGCCAAGCUGUCAUCAAAGCUAAAUGUAGCUACUCUUUACAAUCUAUAAUAUCCAACAUAUACUGGGUUAUUUAUACUCUUUGUUUACUGCAUGAUUCCAUACAUGUUCUUUUAUAGUUGUAAUUUUUUCAAUAUUAAUGUACAAUGUUGAAAGUAAUAAAAAAACAACACAAAUAGAAUGUCAAAACUUCUUACUGGUACUGUAUAUAAACCAGGGUUUUCUUUAGCUGAGAAAUACUGAUAUUUGACUAGUAAACACAAUUUUACUUGAUGGUGUUAUUCUUGUUUGUUCCAAAAUUUUAGCUGUAGUAAUUAACAUAUGACCAAUUCGGACACUGUGACUAGUGGCAAACACAAAGACACACAAAUGUAAACAUAUAUAAAACUCCAAACUACUUUAAUUUAGCUGUCUGUAGAGGGAUUUUCAGUAUAUAUGGCAUAGACAAAAAUUGUAAUUGUUUUUAUGAUUGCUUAGAAUCAUUUAUAAAUCUUGGGUGUAUUUUAUUUAUGAGAUGUUUACUGUUUUUUUUUUUUUUUUUUGUGCAAAAAAUUAAACCACUAAAUUUUAAGAAGUUGCUGUAAGUUCUAAUGGGAUGUACUUUGUUUACCAAUGACCUUUUUUAGUUUUUUUUUUUUUUUUUUUUAUAUAUAUAUAUUUUUGGGGAAAAGAAACCUGGGAAGAGGCAGUGGUUUAUGCUAUUCCUUGUGUUUAAUGUUAGUUAGUCUUCUUUACCUAUUUUAUGCCCAAAUGUGGUUUUGGUUAAUUGUUUUACUUAUACAUUCUACAUAUGUGAUUGUAGAAUGUUUUAAUGUUUACUGUUGUCUGCUUUGGUAAAAUUGCUAACAGAUGUAGCCUUUUUCUUACACAUACCAUUUUAGUGACUUAAAUGAGUAUAUAAUGUGUAAGUAUUCUGUCUUUUCAUGUUCCUUUAAACAUUUUUUAUUAUAAUAUCAUUAUGGAUGACGAUGAUGCUGAUGUCAUGAUUAUUAUUACUCUUACUAACAUCAUUUGCAUUAAAUUAACUUGUGUUACUAACAAUGUUUAUAGGAUGUCCUGCUGGACAGGCAAACCUCAUCAUGCAGUGGCCUUAAUUUUUUACAUUUCUGAAUUUAUUUCUGAAUAAAAAUUUUUUACAAAUUAAAUACAAACAGAAACAA
This is a messenger RNA of Silurus meridionalis, 6207 nucleotides long. RefSeq names its product matrix metallopeptidase 14b (membrane-inserted) (gene mmp14b). Gene Ontology annotation, cellular component: extracellular matrix. The transcript is spliced from 10 exons. The record is from RefSeq and is a predicted model, not a curated record. Gene Ontology annotation, molecular function: metalloendopeptidase activity; zinc ion binding. Lineage: Eukaryota; Metazoa; Chordata; Actinopteri; Siluriformes; Siluridae. Bases 377 to 2191 code for a protein of 604 amino acids. Gene Ontology annotation, biological process: skeletal system development; extracellular matrix organization; collagen catabolic process.